This is a messenger RNA of Diospyros lotus (date-plum), 2016 nucleotides long. RefSeq lists its product as uncharacterized. Bases 1 to 2016 code for a protein of 671 amino acids. The transcript has a single exon. Lineage: Eukaryota; Viridiplantae; Streptophyta; Magnoliopsida; Ericales; Ebenaceae. The record is from RefSeq and is a predicted model, not a curated record.
AUGAUCAAUGAUGCUUUUGGGAUAUCUAGGGACCAUGUGAAUGUAGAAGCCUGCACAUCGCAUCAACCAGUACAUGAAGGUGAAAAAAGGAUGCCAGAAUUGAAUCAAGGACCUAAUGAGAAAACUAAGGCAUUUUACGAUCUAGUUAGGGAUGGAAAUCAAGCAUUGUAUGAAGGAUGUACGAAGUACUCGAAAUUAUCAUUCCUAGUAAAACUAUAUCACAUCAAGUACUUGUGCGGAUUGAGUAACAAAGCAAUGUCUAUGAUUUUAGAAUUGUUAAAAGAUGCCUUCGAACAUGCAGAGAUUCCUGAUUCUUUUUAUGAGGCGAAGAAAUUAAUUACUAAGCUUGGUCUUAAUUACAGUCAAAUACAUGCAUGUCCAAAUGACUGUAUGUUGUAUUGGGGAGAAGAUGAAAGUAGGGAGACAUGCAAAGUAUGUAACACGUCAAGAUGGAAACAAAGUAGGAAAGGUAACCCGACGAACAUGUCUGGUGGGGGCAAGAACAGAAAAAAAAAACUUGUCAAAGUUUUACGGUACUUUCCACUUAAACCACGUUUGCAAAGGUUAUUUAUGUCUUCUAAAACUGUUGAACAUAUGAGGUGGCAUUCUGUGGAUAGUAACAAAGAUGGCUUGAUGAGGCACCCGAGAGACUCUAAGGCGUGGAAGAGAUUCGAUGAAACACACAUUGAAUUCGCAUUAGAUCCACAGAAUGUUAGGCUUGGGUUAGCUAGUGAUGGCUUCAAUUCUUUCGAAACUUUGAGUACCAACUAUAGCAUUUGGCCUGUGAUUCUUAUACCGUACAACUUACCCCCUUGGAUGUGUAUGAAGCAGACUUCCUUCAUCAUUUCAAUGAUCAUUCCGGGAAAGAAAAUGCCAGGGAAUGAUAUCGAUGUUUACUUACAACCCUUGAUUAAAGACUUGAAGGAUUUGUGGGAUGGUGGUGUGGAAACAUUUGACGCUUCACUCAAUGAAAUGUUUAAUAUGUGCGCUGCAUUGAUGUGGACAAUUAGCGAUUUUCCUGGGCUUGGUAAUUUAUCUGGGUGGAACACACACACUGGUUCAGCUUGUACAACUUGUAAUUUUGACUCUGUUGCCCAUCGUCUACCUCAUAGUAGAAAGUGGAGUUUUAUGGGUCAUCGCCGAUUUUUAGAGCCAAAUCACAGAUUCAGGUUUAAUCGUGUUCACUUUGAUGGUAAUACAGAGUUUAGGAAUCCACCAGUGGCACUAUCAAGUUUAGAGAUAUUCAAGCAAUUGGAAAAUGUUCAUGUUACAUUUGGGAAAGGGAUGGAGGUUGAAGAUAACAGAAAAAGAACUCGCCGAAAAAAUAUUGUAGAAAGUGGUUGUCAACAAUGGAGAAAGAAAAGUAUAUUUUUCCAACUUUCUUAUUGGGAGUACAACUUGUUACACCAUAACCUUGAUGUUAUGCACAUUGAGAAGAAUGUGUGUGAUAAUGUCUUGUACACCAUUCUCAAUGAAAGUGGAAAAACAAAAGAUAAUCUCAAUGCUCGAAAAGACUUGAAAGAGAUGGGCAUAAGAAGUGAUCUUUGGCCAAAUGAAAAUGGACAGUAUCGACCUGCUUUAUUUACAAUGUCAAAUGCCCAAAAAGAUGUAUUCCUUACAACUUUGAAGAAUGUUUUAGUUCCUGAUGGUUACUCAAGUAACAUUGCUAGGUGUAUUGAUCUAAAGCAUCGGAAGAUAUUUGGUUUGAAAAGUCAUGAUUCACAUACUCUUAUGGAGCAACUGCUACCAAUAUCAAUUAGAAAUGUGUUGCCUAACCAAGUGUCUGCCGUUUUAGUUGAUUUGUGCUCAAUAUUUAGGCAAAUAUGUGGCAAGGUGUUGAAUCCUCUAGACUUUGACAAGCUCCAACGUCGAGUCAUUCUCACACAAUGCCAUAUGGAAAUGAUUUUUUCGCCUGGGUUCUUUACAGUCAUGGUUCAUUUGGUUGUGCAUCUAGUGAAUGAACUAAAGCUUGGAGGCCCAGUACAUUAUCGAUGGAUGUAUCCUAUAGAAAGGUAA